This is a messenger RNA of Erpetoichthys calabaricus (reedfish), 925 nucleotides long. RefSeq names its product bolA family member 3 (gene bola3). Lineage: Eukaryota; Metazoa; Chordata; Cladistia; Polypteriformes; Polypteridae. The record is from RefSeq and is a predicted model, not a curated record. Bases 166 to 495 code for a protein of 109 amino acids. The transcript has 4 exons.
AGAGGGCGCGCAAGACGCGGAAGGAAUACGUCAUUUUCGUGCGACUUUUGUAAAGUGACUUUGAAGCCAUGGCAUGGAAAUGUUUCUAAUUCAUUUACGUUUUUUGUCGUUUUUACUUUAAGAAAAAUUGGUAAAUAAAAUAUAGGUUUAAGUUCCCUUUGCACGAUGAACUCCAGCAACAGACUGUUUUGGAAUGCUCGGGCUCUGCUGACAAAAGCUUUCAUCCAAAGAGCAGUGCACGCCCCAACAACUGGAGAAGCACGGAUUGCACUAUUACUAAAAGAGAAGUUUCCUCAAGCCACAUCAUUAAAAGUUGUAGAUAUCUCAGGAGGCUGUGGAGCUAUGUAUGAAAUCCAUAUAGAAUCGGAAGAAUUCAAAGGGAAGAGAACGGUUCAGCAGCAUCAGCUAGUAAACCAGGCAUUAAAAGAAGAAAUUAAAUCAAUGCAUGGACUCAGAAUAUUUACCAGUACUCCCCAGCUACAACAAACAAAUUGAAUGUAUUCCCCAAACACUUGUGUCAAGCCAAGGAUGUCGUACGGAGUGGAAACUAAAAAAAAAUGAAGACAUUUUAUUUUAGUAAUAUAAAGCCUGGACUUUGAUUUCUAAAGCAAAUUAUAAUAUUAUAAAUGUUUUCAUGUCCGUUGUAGGAAUGUAAGAAUAUAAGUGCUUUUUACUUUAAGGUGCCUGAGUUUUAUUUCCAAGGUGGUCUGCAAAUGAACAAAUUAUAAUUGUUUUUAAGAUAUAUUUACACACAUUAUUUCUAAUCAUGAUCUUUAAUAAGUGUGGUUAAAUUAACUCUGUAAUGUUCUGUUCUUUAUUUUUAAAAGGGGUUAUUUUGAUUAUGUUGUAUUUCCUUUUUGGGUCCAUCAAUAUAUGUUGGUGACACAAAAUUACAUGCAAUAAUAAAAUUCGAAGUCAUCGUCUA